Messenger RNA from Paramormyrops kingsleyae, 2713 nucleotides. Lineage: Eukaryota; Metazoa; Chordata; Actinopteri; Osteoglossiformes; Mormyridae. The record is from RefSeq and is a predicted model, not a curated record.
GAAUUUUAUACUUCCUCUUUGAUCUUUUUAUGAUGUAUGCUAUUCAAGGUCUCAAUUGUGUGUAUGCUAGUGCUUCAGUUGUUUCAGGUUACAUGGUAUCAUCUUUUGGUCAAAACCUUACCCAAGAGUAGCUCAACAAUUUACUUUACGUAAAGAUUGUUUGGUUAAUCAUUCAGUCAGUUCUGUGAGUUUUGCGUUUGGGCUGCCAUGUGCUUUUGCCAGCAUAGAAAGUUCAGCAGCGUAUAGUGUACAAUUUUAAACCCUAUACCUACAUUUCUGAGUCCUUUAGAAGCGUGAACCAACCCAUCUCAAAAUGUUUGUGAAGAAUCGAAAAUUCCUGUCUUGCUGUAAUGUAUGGGCAAAAACGUCCUAUUGCAGUAUUUCCGCUUUCUGCUCGAUUCUUAAUACAGCGAAACCAUGGAACAAUGUGAGGUGUUUCUAAGAUUUAUUUUUGUUAAUAAAUAAACGACUUGAAGUCCGACCCAGAUGGGACUCGAACCCACAAUCCCCAGCUCCGGAGGCUGAUGCCUUAUCCAUUAGGCCACUGGGUCGCUAUGAUGGUGGUUUUAAAAGAAUGUCUUUUAAUAACAGUUGCAAUUAACAAUAGUUCUUUUAACAAUUGUAAUUUAAAUUAUGUUUUGACAAUAAAUCCAUUUGUUUCGUGUUGUACCAAUGUUUUUGGGCUAAUAGUAAAGUAGGUAUCUGUAUGACUUUAGCCUGAAGGAGGGAAAUGGGAUGGGUUACAAAUUUAGAUGACGUAUUUUUCGAAUGAUGCAGUCUCGCGAUAGUAGAAGCGUUUCCCUUGACAACGUUUCCGGAGCGUGGUGUGAUUUUUCAAAAGAGGCCAAUGGGAACACGCUUUCACCUGAACUGACCAAUCAGGAGUGGCUGUUGCCGGCAAUUUAAAAAAACCUUUUUUCAUUUUAGACAGUCACACUUUCUAAACUUGGAGAGCUACCUACCUGCAGUGGUAAAAAAAAAAAUAUAUAUAUUAAUCCGAUUGUUCCGCCUGGUAAAUAUGUCUGCUGGAAACGAGAACGCCAUUCGUCUGAACAAAUUUAAGAAUAAAGGAAAGGAUGCAAACGAACUGCGGCGUAGGCGAAUCGAAGUCAACGUGGAACUCCGCAAGGCGAAGAAGGACGAGCAGAUUCUUAAACGGAGGAAUGUCAGCAGUUUUCCGGAUGAGGCGACAUCCCCGCUUCAAGAGAAGAGUCAAAACAAACAGGCUGCCCAGCACUGGACCGUGGAUGAGAUUGUAGCUGGAGUUAACAGCAACAAUCUGGAUCAUCAGUUGCAAGCCACGCAGGCAGCCAGAAAACUGCUGUCUCGAGAGAGGCACCCCCCAAUCGACCAUAUCAUCAGUGCUGGGCUCAUCCCAAAGUUUGUUGGCUUCCUGGGUGUGGCAGGUUGCCCCCCAAUCCAGUUUGAGGCUGCUUGGGCUCUGACCAACAUUGCUUCUGGGACAUCAGACCAGACUAGAGCUGUGGUUGAAGGGGGGGCAGUUCCAGCCUUCAUAAACCUAGUCAGAUCUCCGGAUGUCCAUGUCAGUGAGCAGGCCAUCUGGGCUUUGGGUAACAUUGCUGGCGAUGGCUCAGCCUACAGAGACAAGGUUAUCAAACACGGAGGUGUGGCUGCUCUCCUGUCCCUGCUUACAGUCCCUGAUCUCUCAGUGUUCACGCUUGGGUACCUGAGGAAUGUCACGUGGACGCUGUCGAACCUCUGUCGCAAUAAAAACCCAGCGCCGCCACUGGCUGCAGUUCAGCAGAUCCUCCCCACGCUGGUGCGACUCCUGCACCACAGCGACAAGGAAGUCCUGGCAGAUACCUGCUGGGCCGUGUCCUACCUCACCGACGGGCCGAAUGACCGCAUCGAGGUGGUGCUGCAGACGGGCCUUGUGACACGGCUCGUGCAGUUCCUGGGCUCUGGGGAAAUCUCCAUUAUGACCCCAUCGCUGCGCUCGAUUGGCAACAUUGUGACCGGCACGGACGAACAGACGCAGAUGGUGCUGGAUGCUGGUGCCCUGUCCAUGUUUCACCCCCUGUUACGUCACAACAAGAACAGCAUCCAGAAGGAGGCAGUCUGGACCCUGUCCAAUAUUACCGCUGGAAAGGAUAUGCAGAUCCAGGAGGUCAUCGAUGCUGGCCUGGUCCCGCUCCUUGUAGAUCUCCUGCGACGGGCUGAUUACAAGACUCAGAAGGAGGCAGUCUGGGCAGUAACGAAUUAUACCUGUGGGGGCACUGUUAACCAGAUUGUGUACCUGGUUCAGCAGAAUGUACUGGAACCACUGCUUAACCUGCUGUCCACUAAAGAUGGAAAAACCAUCCUCGUCAUCUUGGAUGCCAUCUCUAACAUCUUCUUGGCAGGCGAAAAAAUCGGAGAGGUCGAAAAGCUGUGUCUAAUGAUCGAGGAAUGCGGUGGACUGGACCGGCUUGAAGCCCUGCAGACCCAUGAAAAUGAGAUGAUCUACAGAGCAGCCCUCAACCUGAUUGAGAAGUAUUUCUCUGGCGAGGAAGAGGAAGACCUGACUGUGGCCCCAGAAACUACAGCUGAAGGCUAUGCAUUUCACAUUUCAGAUGACAAAAGCACUUUCAACUUUUAAAUAUGUGGAUUGCCUGUUUAUUCGCAUUAGUUUGUCUUUUAUUUGUGUCAUAAUUCCCUGUACUGUACAUAAACAGUAACUAAUGUAAAUAAACGAUUAGAAAUUUUCUGUUUA